Molecule: messenger RNA, 708 nt
Organism: Colletotrichum acutatum
Lineage: Eukaryota; Fungi; Ascomycota; Sordariomycetes; Glomerellales; Glomerellaceae
Product: GrpE protein
Exons: 2
Coding region: 1-708 (235 amino acids)
Biological process (GO): protein import into mitochondrial matrix; protein folding
Cellular component (GO): PAM complex, Tim23 associated import motor
Molecular function (GO): adenyl-nucleotide exchange factor activity; protein-folding chaperone binding; protein homodimerization activity
Source: RefSeq, a predicted model, not a curated record
AUGUUCAGACAAGCCAUUGCUACCUCUUCUCGCGCAGUGCGCACCGGCAUCCGCACCCAGACCCCCAAGUCUGUCUUCCAAAAUCAGUUCCAGAGCUCCCCUGCCUUCAGGAUACGAGCCGCGCAACCCGCCGUUGCGAGAUGGUACAGCGACGCCAAGGAGACCACCGAGGCCACCAAGGAGGGCGAGAAGCCCGCCGAUGAUGCCGAGUCUGCCCUGAAGAAGCAGCUGGAGACCAAGGAGAAGGAGGCUGCCGACUGGAAGGACAAGUGCCUUCGCACCAUCGCCGACUUCCGUAACCUCCAGGACCGCACACAACGCGAGGUCAAGCAGGCGCGCGACUUCGCCUUGCAGAAGUUCUCAAAGGACCUCAUUGACAGCAUCGACAACCUCGACCGCGCCCUCUCAAUGGUACCCCAGGAGAAGCUCAAGGUCGAGGAGAAGUCGGGUGACCUCAAGGACCUCGCCAACCUGUACGAGGGUCUCAAGAUGACCGACGACAUUCUCAUGUCGACGCUGAAGAAGCACGGCAUCGAGCGCUUCGACCCCGAGGGCGAGAAGUUCAACCCCAACGAGCACGACGCCACCUUCAUGGCACCCCAGCCCGACAAGGAGGACAACACCGUCUUCCACGUCCAGCAAAAGGGCUUCAAGCUCAACGGCCGCGUGAUGCGCGCUGCCAAGGUCGGCGUCGUUAAGAACGCUUAA